AUGCAUCUUCUUCCACAGGACACCGCGGCCGUUGAGGGCGCAGGUGAUCCAUACAAGAAACGCAUGAGAACGGGCAAAGGAUGGAAGGGUUUGUGCGUGGCGGCGGGUGGCGGUGCUGCUGCUUCCCGCGCGAAGCCAGCUCCUCGGAAGAGCUGCGGCGCCGCAGCGGGCGAAGACAGCAGCAGCAGCAGCAGCAGCAGCAGCAGCAGCAGCAAGGGUUUGCUGCAGCAGCUGACGCAGCUGCCGCUGACUGCGGACGCGCUGCACCUGCAGCAGCGGGGGCUGCGCGACUACCGGCUGCUGCAGCUGAAGAGCAGCAGCGAAGAAAGACCUCUUUGGGUUUGCUGCGAUGGUUUUAUUCUUUUGGAGCUUUUCCGCAGCAGCAGCAAACAAGCCAACGACUUUCUCGUCACUGUUGCGGAGCCUCUCUGCAGAAGCGACCUCAUGCACGAGUUCCAGGUCCCUGCUGCUGCUGCUGCUGCUGCUGCUGCUGCGGAGGCUGCUGCUGCUGCGGAGGCUGCUGCGGAGGCUGCUGCGGAGGCUGCUGCGGAGGCUGCUGCGGAGGCUGCUGCUGCGGAGGCUGCUGCUGCGGAGGCUGCUGCUGCGGAGGCUGCUGCUGCUGCUGCUGCUGCUGCUGCGGAGGUUGCUGCUGCGGAGGAGGCUGCUGCGGAGGCUGCUGCUGCUGCUGCUGCUGCUGCUGCUGCUGCUGCUGCUGCGGAGGCUGCUGCGGAGGCUGCUGCGGAGGUUGCUGCGGCGGAGGGGGAGGCGGGGGAGG
This is a messenger RNA of Eimeria necatrix, 775 nucleotides long. RefSeq lists its product as hypothetical. The record is from RefSeq and is a predicted model, not a curated record. The transcript has 3 exons. Gene Ontology annotation, biological process: nucleotide-excision repair; transcription initiation at RNA polymerase II promoter. Gene Ontology annotation, molecular function: 3'-5' DNA helicase activity. Gene Ontology annotation, cellular component: transcription factor TFIIH holo complex; transcription preinitiation complex; nucleotide-excision repair factor 3 complex. The annotation marks the transcript as partial. Lineage: Eukaryota; Apicomplexa; Conoidasida; Eucoccidiorida; Eimeriidae.